AGAAGGUUUCUUUGAGUCCUAAAGGAAGAAAUAAGAGGCAGUAGCAGCUCAGUAGACAGGAGAGACUGUGCUUUUUCUUCUUCUCUCUGCAAACAUGUCUGACUGUGAGGGACCACCCAUGGAUGACAGUGCAUCAGCUACCAGCAGCAUGGAGGUGACGGACCGCAUCGCCUCCCUGGAGCAGAGGGUCCAGAUGCAGGAGGAUGAGAUCCAGCUCCUAAAAUCAGCUCUGGCUGAUGUCGUUCGCAGGCUAAACCUGUCGGAGGAGCAGCAGGCCAUGGGGUCCCGCAGAGGUCCCACCAAAGACUCAACUAAGAUGAGAAAAUCUCCAUCUGCGGACAGCAGUUUUGGAAAGUCAGCCAGGCCGAUGAUCGCUACUCUGCCGUUACGGCCCACAGUCAACAACGGGACCGUCCUGCCAAAGAAAGGCAGCAGCACUCUGCCCUCCCCAGCUGGAUCUGGAUCCAGGAAGGAUGCCAGCCCAGCAACCAAUAAGAGCACUGUGAGGAGAGCAAAUUCAAACGAACACAUGGGAACUGUAACACGCAAAGAUUCAGGCGACUCCAAGGGCAACCGAACCCGGGCCGGCUCCACUGGCAGCAACUCCAGCGGCAGAAGGAGCGACAGCAAACAGAGGGAUCCGAUAUUCAAUGCAGGGAUGCGCCGCGUGACCCACUGCAAAGAGGAAGGUUAUGUGAAAAUGUUCUUGAAGGGUCGACCAGUCACCAUGUUCAUGCCAAAGGACCAAGUGGACAGCUACAGCCUGGAGGCCCGAGGUGAGCUGCCCAGCAACAAGCUCAAACUGGACUGGGUCUACGGUUACCGCGGCAGAGACUGUCGCUCCAACCUGUACCUGCUUCCUACUGGAGAAACAGUGUAUUUCAUCGCCUCUGUGGUCGUCCUUUUCAAUGUAGACGAGCAGCUGCAGAGACACUACACAGGACACACAGAUGACAUCAAAUGCUUGGCAGUCCAUCCGGAUAAAAUUACGAUUGCGACCGGGCAGGUGGCAGGCACCUCCUCAGAUGGAAAACAGCUGGCUCCUCAUGUCCGCGUCUGGGACUCUGUCAGCCUAAACACCCUCCAUGUUCUGGGCACAGGGUUCUUUGACCGGGCGCUGGUCUGCCUGGCGUUCUCGAAGUCGAAUGGAGGAAACACCCUUUGCGUUGUGGAUGACUCCAACGAUCAUGUCCUCUCUGUGUGGGACUGGCAGAGAGAGGAAAGGCUCGCUGAAGCUAAGUGCUCCAACGAGUCAGUGUUUGCAGCAGACUUUCACCCGACUGACAGUAACAUCAUUGUGACUUGUGGCAAAUCUCAUCUCUGCUUUUGGACUCUGGAGAAAAGCGUGCUGGUCAAAAAGCAGGGGCUGUUUGAGAAACAGGAGAAGCCCAAGUUUGUUCUGUGUGUGGCCUUCGCUGAAAACGGAGAUGCCAUCACAGGAGACUCCAGUGGAAACAUCUUGGUUUGGGGAAAAGGCACUAAUCGCAUCAGCCGAGUCAUCCAGGGGGCUCACCAGGGCAGCAUCUUUGCAGUGUGCAUGCUGAGGAAUGGCACGUUAGUGUCUGGGGGGAAGGACCGCAGGCUCAUUUCCUGGGACAGCAGCUACCAGCAGAUCCAAACUGUGGAGGUUCUGGAAUUGUUUGGCCCCAUCAGAACCAUAGCAGAGGGCAGAGGGGAGACUGUGCUCAUCGGCACCACCAAGAACUUUGUGUUACAGGGCAGCCUGGAAGGAGAAUUCAUACCCAUUACUCAGGGUCACACGGAUGAGCUGUGGGGUCUGGCUGUUCAUCCAUGCAAGCCUCACUUUCUGACCUGUGGAUAUGAUAGACAGGUCUGUCUCUGGGACUCCAGCACUCACCAGCUCAUCUGGACCAAAACCCUGGAGGAUACAGCCCAGUCAGCAGGUUUCCACCCAUCAGGAGCUGUGGUUGCAGUAGGAACCCAAACUGGCAGGUGGCUGGUGCUGGAUACAGAUUCCAAGGAUUUGGUUACGGUUCACACAGACGGGAAUGAGCAGCUGUCAGUGAUGCGCUACGGGCCUGAUGGUAACUUCAUGGCUAUUGGUUCCCACGACAACUAUAUUUACAUUUACGCUGUGGCAGAAAAUGGGAGGAAGUACAGUCGGGUUGGAAAGUGCUCGGGUCACUCCAGUUUCAUCACCCAUUUGGAUUGGUCUGUGGACUCCCAGUACCUGGUCUCAAAUUCAGGCGACUAUGAGAUUCUCUACUGGAUCCCAUCAGUGUGUAAACAGGUCGUCAGCGUGGAAACCACUAGAGACAUCGAAUGGUUCACUCACACUUGCACUCUGGGCUUUCAGGUGUUUGGGCUGUGGCCUGACGGCUCAGAUGGCACCGAUAUCAACGCGGCAUGCAGGUCCAAUGACAUGAGCCUCCUGGUAACUGGAGAUGAUUUCGGGAAGGUCCAUCUUUUCUCAUACCCCUGUUCGCAGUUCAGGGCUCCGAGCCAUGUUUACCGUGGCCACAGCAGCCAUGUAACAAAUGUGAACUUCCUUUAUGACGACAGCUACUUGGUGUCGACCGGCGGGAAGGAUAUGAGCGUCCUGCAGUGGAGAAUAGUCUGAGCAGACGGACACUCAGAGAAACAGCUGGUGCCUCAGAGCUGCAGAAGCAAACUGAGCAGAUAUGCACUAAAAUGAACCAAACUAAAAAUCACUCCAAAUAAAAGGUGGAUUUGAGGGAUGGGAGGGGCGAUUAAACAGAAGCGAUCCUGCAGGUUCCCUCUUCUCCUGCUGACGGAUGAAAGGAAAGGCAGGAAAUGUAAGAAGCAGCUGCUUGAAGUGAAGAACUUUUCCCUUUAUGCUUUUUUUAGCCACACUACAUGAACAGGAUAGAGAAAAAAAACUCACUGAUUUCAGCCUUGUCUAUAAAGACGCAAAACGGAACGAGUCCAACUGAACAGAACCAAAG
This is a messenger RNA of Cyprinodon tularosa, 2927 nucleotides long. RefSeq names its product EMAP like 1 (gene eml1). Gene Ontology annotation, biological process: microtubule cytoskeleton organization. The transcript is spliced from 24 exons. Gene Ontology annotation, cellular component: mitotic spindle. The record is from RefSeq and is a predicted model, not a curated record. Lineage: Eukaryota; Metazoa; Chordata; Actinopteri; Cyprinodontiformes; Cyprinodontidae. Gene Ontology annotation, molecular function: microtubule binding. The coding region runs from base 95 to 2581 and encodes 828 amino acids.